AGCAUGCACCAGCUCGGUCCUUUCCGCUCCUCACCGCUUGCCAGCUUCCACCCAGAAGGCCCCCCAAGGCAGCCCACGGCAUGGUGACCGUCACGGAAUGGCAGAAGAUCGGCGUGGGCAUCGCUGGCUUCGGCCUCUUCUUCAUCCUCUUCGGAAUACUCCUGUACUUUGACUCGGUGCUCCUGGCCUUUGGAAACCUGCUGUUCCUGACUGGCCUCUCCUUCAUCAUCGGCCUGAGGAAGACAUGUUUCUUCUUCUUCCAGAGGCACAAGGUCAAGGGGACCAGCUUCUUCCUGGGGGGUGUGCUCCUUGUGCUUCUGCGCUGGCCCCUCCUGGGCAUGUUCCUGGAAGCCUAUGGAUUCUUUAGCCUGUUCAAGGGCUUCUUCCCUGUGGCCUUUGGCUUCCUGGGCAAUGCCUUCGACAUCCCCUUCCUGAGUGCGCUGUUCCGGAGGCUCCAAGGCAGCAGCUCAAUGGUCUGAACAGCAGAGAGGGGCUCCUUGAGCUUGGAUCGUCAUUUGAGGGGGCUGGAAGGAAAAUGGGGGAUACUCCCUCCAGCCCCACCCUGCACUGACUCAUCUCCCCAUCACAUCCUGACCUCGCUAAAUCCAGAAGGAAGGACAGAGCUGAAGGACUGACCGCAACGCCUCAAGUCAACUCAAGAGGCUGCCAGGACUGUUGGGGGCCGAGACCCAGGGUCCCGGAGGUCAGACGGGGGCAUCAUCUCCUGCCCUGUAUUUAUGGGAGGAAAGGCAGGAUUAAACCCUAAGCUGUGAGUGUGUCAGUGUCUUGAGCUGCUCAGAGUGGGCCUGCUGUCCCAGGC
Messenger RNA from Talpa occidentalis (Iberian mole), 820 nucleotides. It is a transcript of the gene GOLT1A, whose product is annotated as golgi transport 1A. Gene Ontology annotation, biological process: retrograde transport, endosome to Golgi; endoplasmic reticulum to Golgi vesicle-mediated transport. The coding region runs from base 81 to 479 and encodes 132 amino acids. The transcript is spliced from 5 exons. Gene Ontology annotation, cellular component: endoplasmic reticulum; membrane. NCBI's taxonomy places the organism in Eukaryota, Metazoa, Chordata, Mammalia, Eulipotyphla, Talpidae. The record is from RefSeq and is a predicted model, not a curated record.